AUAUAAUAAAUGUGAAAUUAUAUUUUAAAGAAAAUAUUAUAUUAUGUGGUGGAAAAUAUCAGUAGUUACUGGCUGGUAAAAAUUAAUACAUAAAAUGAAUAAUUUAUAUGAAAAUUGCUACGAUGCAACCAAAAGACAGCUAAACUUAUCGCAUCGUAAUUUGAGAUCUCUUGACUCUGCCAUCAUUACGUCAUAUGCACACUGUACCGAAUAUUUAGAUUUGAGCCACAAUCGUAUUCAUAGUCUUAGUUGGCUUUACGAAUUUCCCCAUUUAAAAUGUCUAAUCAUGGAUGACAAUCGUUUGAGAGAGGCGCAUUUUGAGAAAUUAAUACGGCCAUUGACCAAUUUACACACUUUGAUGUUGAACAAAAAUGAGUUGAGUGAUUUGAAGAUGACUGCAGGCAUAUUGCGGCGUAUUUUUCCAAAUGUAGAAUAUUUAAGUUUGCAUGGCAAUGCCAUGUGUCCAGAUAAUUUAUUACUGCAGCCAUUCUGUGAAUUUGUGCCGUAUGAAUAUAAUCAUUAUAGAACUGUUCUGCUAAAAUCACUGCCAAAUUUAAAAUUUCUUGAUCAUUUCUCACUGGAUGCGUUACAUUUUAAUUGUCAAACUGCAACAACACAAAUUAAUCAACAACAUCAGCAUCGACACCAGCCGCGACAAAACCAACAACAACAACUUCUGACAUCAACUUCCAAAGAUUUGUGGUCCAAAGUUAAAAGUUUUCUAACAGUCAAUUCAAGCCAAACGACAACAGAAUUUCCAACUACUCCAAACAACAAUUGUGUUCUGCAUUGUGCUUCCUCCUCCCAUGACUCAUCAUAUUGUGGUACACAUUCGGAGGGUAAUCGUUAUAUAACAAAUUCUGAUUUAUAAAGAAAUGUCGUAUGUAUGUUACCGGAUUUUUUUAAACAAUUUUAGAAGUAGGACCAGAAGACUUGAAUUAUAAAAUUACAUACUUAACUUAUUUAUUAGCUAAUUUAAUGCAAUAAAAUAACUUGUAAUUGGACACAAAAAGAGCCAAAGGAUUUUGCAAAA
Molecule: messenger RNA, 1033 nt
Organism: Calliphora vicina (urban bluebottle blowfly)
Lineage: Eukaryota; Metazoa; Arthropoda; Insecta; Diptera; Calliphoridae
Product: leucine-rich melanocyte differentiation-associated protein
Exons: 5
Coding region: 95-871 (258 amino acids)
Biological process (GO): melanocyte differentiation
Molecular function (GO): protein binding
Source: RefSeq, a predicted model, not a curated record